AUGUCGACUUCAGCGACGCCCACCUCCUCCUCGACGCCCACCUCCUCCUCGACGCCCACCUCCUCCUCGACGCCCACCUCCUCCUCGACGCCCACCUCCUCCUCGACGCCCACCUCCUCCUCGACGCCCACCUCCUCCUCGACGCCCACCUCCUCUUUGACGUCCACCUCCUCCUCGACGUCCACCUCCUCCUCGACGCCCACCUCCUCCUCGACGCCCACCUCCUCCUCGACGUCCACCUCCUCCUCGACGUCCACCUCCUCCUCGACGCCCACCACCUCUUCGACGUCGACCUCUUCCUCGACGUCGACCUCCUCGUCUUCGUCCAUCAACGCCGCCCCGGUCCUCGUCUCCUGGCCCGUCUCCGAGGCUUUGACAGAGGCGAUGGCUGCCGCCUGCUGCUGUCCCGUCCCUGCUUCUGACUCCACUUCUAAAACGUCUACCACUACCUCGGAGGUAGGCUCUGGCGAGCGGUCGCCAUGGUUGCUGUGGCCUUGUAGCAAAUCCACAGCGACCACAUCGAUAACAUCGUCUGUGUCCAGCGUUACCCUCCCUUCCUCUUCGUCGGACCGACAGGGAAGGUGUCCUGAGUUGGGUGUGCCUAGUUCUGGGGUGACGGGUCCCUCCUGGUCCAGACAAACCCUCUUUGCCUCGAUGACCCACCUCUGGGGCUCUAGGUGCCUUUUUCUCCACCGCCGUAGCAAUGGCCGUGAUUGUACUUCUGGAAGCGUCCCUUGUAGGUCUUCACGUUGACCCUUGAUCCUUGGCUUUUGCCUUCCAUCUCCGCCAAAACUCUGCGUAGCCUGCGUGUGAUUGGUUGUUGUAGCGGCCAAUAGGGCGCGGCUACCCGUGUGCCAAG
Gadus macrocephalus (Pacific cod) is the source of this 859-nucleotide messenger RNA. RefSeq lists its product as uncharacterized. The coding region runs from base 1 to 753 and encodes 250 amino acids. The transcript has 2 exons. Lineage: Eukaryota; Metazoa; Chordata; Actinopteri; Gadiformes; Gadidae. The record is from RefSeq and is a predicted model, not a curated record.